This is a messenger RNA of Peniophora sp. CBMAI 1063, 1353 nucleotides long. NCBI's taxonomy places the organism in Eukaryota, Fungi, Basidiomycota, Agaricomycetes, Russulales, Peniophoraceae. The record is from the annotation of a GenBank genome assembly.
AUGCUCCCGUCACUGGGCGCUGUUCAACAAGCUUUGCGAGCUGCCCCAGCUCAGUACGCCCGCUCAUGUAUAGAGAGCGCUCUGCAACAGGGCGUCACCCGCGGCCUGCUCGUCAUCGAGGACCGCACCGGACAGACACGCGAAUACGGACAAGUAGGCGAGGAGGGUCAGCGGACAGUGAAGCUGGUGGUGAAGAAUGAUGAGUUCUGGACAAGGAUAUAUCUCUCGCACGGACUGGGCUUCUCCGAGGCCUUCAUGGCCGGUGAUGUCGAGGUCUCGAGCCUCAAGGAUGUCCUAAACCUCUAUCUCGACAACGAAGACACGCUAACUGGCCUAUGGACAACGAUGAGCAUGCUCCGCGAGGCCGCCUCCGUCGCUAUGGUCCGCAUGUUCGGACAGUCACUAUCCAACGCAAAGCUAAACGUGAUCACCGGCUACGACUGCUCCAACGCCUUCUUCCAAAGCUUCCUAAGCCCCGACAUGACAUAUUCCUCCGCCCUGUGGCCCGAAUCAACGGGUGGUAUCCGCGGCGACUUGACGCCGCGCGGCUCACAAGAGUCCGACCUCGAAGCCGCGCAACGCCACAAGAUCGCGCAUCUCCUCCGCAAAGCACGUUUACGCCCUGGCGACCGCCUGUUGGAGUUUGGAUCCGGUUGGGGCGCGUUGUCAAUUGCGGCGGGCAAGAUGGGUUGCGAGGUCGACACCAUCACGUUGAGCGUGAACCAGAAGGCGUUGGCGGAGGAAAGGAUAGAGAAGGAGGGGUUGACGGGUAGAGUGCGCGUGCAUCUAUGCGACUACAGGAACCUGCCAGCCGAGUUCGAGCACGCCUUCGAUGGGUUCGUGAGCGUAGAGAUGGUCGAGGCCGCGGGAUACAAGUAUCUCCCUCGUUUCUUCCAGAUCUUGGACUGGGCCCUGAAACCAGAUCGCGCUGCGGCUAUCAUCACUGCGACGACACAACCUGAGAAUCGCUACACAAUACACCAAGCCAAUGACUACGCGCGACAAUACCAAUGGCCCAACUCCUUCUGCCCAUCCGCCACUUCCUUCGUCUCGACUUGCGCAGAAGCGACGCAAGGGCGCUUCGCACUCGAGAGCGCAGAAGACUUCGGAAUCCACUAUCCGAGAACGCUGCGCGAAUGGGGCUAUCGGCUGGAGAAGAACUGGAAUGAGCAAACCAUCGCUGCAUUAGUGAAAGACCAGCCCCAACUCGCGGAUCCCGAAGCGUUAGCAGCCUUCAAGCGCAAAUGGGAGUACAUGUACGUAUACGCGGAGGUUGGCUACGCAAGAGCAUACACCUCGAUGCACUACUUCACAUUCGUGCGACCGGGUUUCGUCGCAGAGGCCUGCGAUUAG